AUGUUCAGAGAAUACAAUAAGGUUCGCUUCUUCCGUGUCUUUCUUACGUUAUGGAUCACGUACGCCGCCUACACCGUGGUUCGUCGGCCUAUGAGUGUCGCACGAGCCGAUAUACAGCGUGACACUGGAUUGACCCCAGCCGAAACCUCACUUGUGGAUAGUGUGUUUGUCUUCUCGUAUACCUUUGGUCAGUUGUUGUACGGGCGCAUCAGCAGACGUUGGGGAAAUAAGCAGAUUCUCUUGUAUGGCAUCCUCUUGUCUGCCGCGGCUUUGGCGUGCCUGGGACUUGCGUCCUCGCUGUCGCUUUUUUGUGUGGCGUGGGCCAUCAACGGUAUUGCACAAGCAGCCGGCUGGGCAACAUGCCUUUCAAUAAUGAAUCGUUGGGUCUUUCCCAACGAACGUGGUCGAGUGAUGGGGUGGUGGUCAACAAAUAUGGCGGUAGGAGGCGUGAUUGGAAAUGUUUUUCCUGCCUUUCUUAUUGGAAAAGGCUAUUCGUGGCGUGUUUCUGUUGGAGCUGAAGCGGCACUUAUUUUGGCUGUGGGUGGCGUUGUGCUUUUGGUACUUGUUCAACAUCCAAAUGUGGUUGGCUUCCUUUCGGUGCAGCAGGUUGAAGGUGAAGCGCAGCCCACCAGCUGGGCGCGUAUCGAUGACUCACUUCCUCUGAACAAAGACGGUGAAGUGUAUGGUUCCUCGCUUCGGCCAACAGGUUCGUCGGUUGGGCAGCAGUAUCCGCUUCGGCAGAAUGAUAACGACGAGGCCCAUGAAGAGUCUGUUUCCCUCACAUUUUGUACUAUUAUUAAGCUUCCAGGUGUGCGUGGUAUAUGUGCCUCGUACUUCCUGCACAAACUUGUCCGCUACGGAUUCAUGUUUUGGCUUCCAUAUUUUGCCGUGCACGAAUUAAAGUACACCACUGAGGUUGCUGGAUAUCUGACGUCCGCCUUUGACAUUGGCGGAGUGGUCGGCACUGUGGCCUCGGGGUACAUCUCGGACUGGUUGUUUCACGGCCGUGGUCGCACGCGUGUUGUUUUGCUCUUUACAGCUGGUAUGGUGCUGGGCACCUUUUGUUUUGCCUUUUUUUCCCGCUUCUUUGAGGAGCAAGCUUUACUGUUCGCGGCCGUGGUCGCCAUUAUUGGGUUUUUCGCCUUUGCUAUCGAUGCGCUGCUCUCGGGUUCCUUCCUCUUGGACUACCUGGAGCAAAUCCAGAUGGCCAAGCACGCAGGCGCCAUCAGCGGCGUGGUGGGCGGCGUCGGAUCGGUGGGGUCCAUCCUUCAAGGCGUCUUCACAGUUUUGCUGAGCUCGAGCUCCUGGCAAACGCUGUUUUACAGCUUCGGAUUGGCGACGGCGUUGGCAGGCGUUUGUCUGGCUUCUCCGCUCUGGAGAGAACUUAGACGGGGGCGCAAAACUUCUUUCGCGGUGCGAAGUUAA
Molecule: messenger RNA, 1425 nt
Organism: Trypanosoma conorhini
Lineage: Eukaryota; Euglenozoa; Kinetoplastea; Trypanosomatida; Trypanosomatidae
Product: MFS transporter, OPA family, solute carrier family 37 (glycerol-3-phosphate transporter), member 1/2
Exons: 1
Coding region: 1-1425 (474 amino acids)
Biological process (GO): transmembrane transport
Cellular component (GO): membrane
Molecular function (GO): transmembrane transporter activity
Source: RefSeq, a predicted model, not a curated record